Molecule: messenger RNA, 2794 nt
Organism: Misgurnus anguillicaudatus (oriental weatherfish)
Lineage: Eukaryota; Metazoa; Chordata; Actinopteri; Cypriniformes; Cobitidae
Source: RefSeq, a predicted model, not a curated record
GGAGUGUUGCGUCAUCGUAAUUCUAUUGGCCGAGAGUCAUCGGAAGGGAGGGACUUGCGCGCGUAGUGACGUAAGAGUUUGUUUUGAGCAUGCGUUGAAAUGCCACUGUGUCCCAUGUUCUCUCUCUCUCUGUGUGCUGCUGGCUAUAUAAUAGCAAUAUCCCGACACUUGUCCUCUGCUCAUCGUAUAUUACGAAGUCUCGCUGAAAGUCUUUGAUUUAGGAAAGGCUUCGUCCCUGUAUUUGCUUUCAGUAGUGAUAAAGGGCGCUUAGCUAAGCUACCAGGAGACAAAUCAAAGGGGGAAAUUACAGAAAAGGAGAUCGUUUGUUCUUCCUGGAAAGCUGUGGUUGAAAAAACACCUUAUAUGAUUGAGAUGACAGAAAUUGCCUGGCACCUAAAAGUUUGAAGACUCAAACUUGCAAAGAUGAGCUGGCUGGUCAUUCAGUGGUGCAUGAAGGAGUGCUGACAGGUCAAGGCGCAGCGUUUCUACCAGAGGGAGUGGAAAAGAGGGACAGAAGAAGAGAAAACGGAGCGGGGAGGAAUGGGUGUUGGUAAAAACACCACCUCCAAAUCCAUGGACUCCACCGCAGAGCUUGCCAAAUAUGAUGAGGAGACCAAACACAGUGCAAAUUUCUACCCCAUCCCAGUGGUUAAUGGGGUUGUCCAAACGCCUGGAGACCAAGACACCGAAGACACAAAACUCAUGGCCAUUUACACCAAAGACAGCCAGACAGAGGACAAGUGCUCCAUAUCAGAGACGAUUGAUAGUGCAGACAACAUCGACGCCAGGAGAAUGGAAAUGAUAUACACCAUAGAGGACACACCUCCAUGGUACCUGUGUGUGUUCCUGGGUUUACAGCACUAUCUAACCUGCUUCAGUGGGACUAUUGCUGUGCCAUUCCUUUUGGCUGAAGCCAUGUGUGUGGGAUAUGACCAGUGGGCCACCAGUCAGUUGAUUGGCACUAUUUUCUUUUGUGUGGGCAUUACCACCCUACUGCAAACCACCCUCGGUUGCCGGCUUCCAUUGUUCCAAGCAAGUGCUUUUGCGUUUCUUGCUCCAGCGAGGGCCAUUCUGUCUCUGGAUAAGUGGAAGUGUAACGCAACAGUUGUUCCUUUAUUAAAUAGCACAGAGCUGCCGCACACAGAAGACAUCUGGCAUCCCAGGAUACGUGAGAUACAAGGUGCUAUAAUAGUGUCCUCUCUAAUAGAGGUGGUCAUUGGGGCCUUGGGUUUGCCGGGUGUCCUGUUGAAGUAUAUCGGGCCGCUCACCAUCACCCCCACAGUCACUCUAAUCGGCCUCUCUGGGUUUCAGGCGGCUGGAGAGAGGGCAGGCAAACACUGGGGCAUCGCUAUGCUAACCAUAUUUCUGGUCCUGCUGUUCUCCCAGUAUGCACGGAACAUCCAGUUGCCGCUUCCCAUCUACAAAUCCAAAAAGGGCUGGACCUCAUACCGCCUGCAGCUGUUCAAGAUGUUUCCUAUCAUUAUGGCGAUUCUUGUAUCGUGGUUUCUGUGUUUCAUCUUUACUGUGACUGACGUGUUUCCUCCUGAGAAAGAAAAGUAUGGAUUCUACGCCCGGACAGACUCCCGACAGGGAAUCCUGGCAGCCGCCCCGUGGUUCAAGAUCCCCUACCCCUUCCAGUGGGGUCUACCGACAGUGACGGCAGCAGGGGUUAUAGGAAUGCUGAGUGCUGUGGUUGCCAGUAUCAUUGAAUCUAUUGGAGACUAUUACGCUUGCGCCCGUCUCUCUGGAGCCCCGACACCACCUGUACAUGCCAUUAACAGGGGGAUUUUUAUGGAGGGCGUUUCCUGUGUUAUUGACGGCGUGUUUGGAACAGGGAACGGCUCCACGUCUUCUAGUCCGAACAUCGGGGUGCUGGGCAUCACAAAGGUGGGCAGCAGGCGAGUCAUUCAGUAUGGUGCAGCUAUAAUGCUUCUACUGGGAUUGGUGGGUAAGUUCAGCGCUCUGUUCGCAUCAUUGCCGGACCCAGUCCUAGGGGCGCUGUUCUGCACGCUGUUCGGCAUGAUCACCGCAGUCGGCCUUUCCAACCUGCAGUUUGUGGACCUCAACUCUUCCCGCAACCUCUUUGUCCUCGGCUUCUCCAUCUUCUUCGGGCUGGUCCUGCCCAGCUAUCUCAAAGACAACCCGCUUGUCACUGGUAUAGUGCAGAUUGAUCAGGUGCUGAACGUUCUCCUUACAACUGCAAUGUUUGUUGGAGGCUCCGUCGCAUUUGUGCUGGAUAACACUAUUCCUGGCUCUCCGGAGGAAAGGGGAAUCUGUAAGAUGAAUCGUGGAAAUGGGGCAUCUAAACGGGACAAAAUGGAAUCCUAUGACCUCCCGUUUGGGAUGGACUUCCUGCGUCGCCAUCGUAUUUUCCAGUACCUCCCAAUAAGUCCCACUUUCGCCGGCUACCAUUGGAGUGUUCUCACCCGUAGAUGCCACGAGCGGAGCAACAGGAGAGAAGACGACAUUCCAACAAAACCAGAACUGGGAGAAAAGUUUUUCCAUGCAAUCGUGGCAGGAAUAAAAUGGAAGGCAGGAAUGAUGGAGUGCGACUUGGAGAGAACAAAUUCAUCAGCAAGAGCAACAUUCUGUCACAUUUAAAGACCUACAAUCUUUAUUAUGAAGGGAAGAACCUGCAGCUACGACACAGAGAGGAAGAGGGGGAGUUGAUCAUAGAAGGGCUUCUCAAUAUCUCGUGGGGUUUGCGUCGACCAAUCAGGCUACAGAUGCAGGACGACCACGAGCGAAUCCGACCACCUCCCUCCUCGACCUCCUGGCACUCAGGCUGCAACCU